Coccidioides posadasii C735 delta SOWgp is the source of this 2267-nucleotide messenger RNA. It is a transcript of the gene GRR1, whose product is annotated as SCF ubiquitin ligase complex subunit. Gene Ontology annotation, biological process: SCF-dependent proteasomal ubiquitin-dependent protein catabolic process. Gene Ontology annotation, cellular component: SCF ubiquitin ligase complex. Lineage: Eukaryota; Fungi; Ascomycota; Eurotiomycetes; Onygenales; Onygenaceae. The record is from RefSeq and is a predicted model, not a curated record. Gene Ontology annotation, molecular function: protein binding.
AUGAGAAUGUUUCGUUCACGGGGUCACUUGCGGCAAUCUCUCGGGGCGGCUUCUGAAUCCUCCUCGUCCACCUCACCCGAAAGAGUUAUCGACGAUGACACGGACUUCUUUAACCAGCCCAAUGAUUCACAAUCGUCAGUCGGAGUAGGAACCCUACGGGACCUUCGGGUGGAUGCCGGCCAGGAUAUCGUUCUACCACCUAUCUCUCGGCUGCCUCCGGAGCUCUUGAUCGCGAUCUUUGCGAAGCUCAACUCUCCUACGGACAUGCUGAAUUGCAUGAUGGUUUGCCAAAAAUGGGCAACGAAUUGCGUGGCAAUCCUCUGGCAUCGACCGUCGUGUAAUACUUGGGAGAACCUAAAAAGAGUGGCGGGCGCCAUCACUACUCAGGGCAGCUAUUUUCCGUACUAUGAUAUGGUGAAGCGGUUGAAUCUCUCGUCCCUGAGCACCAGGGUCAAUGAUGGAACGAUUAUCUCGUUUGCCCAGUGCAAACGAAUUGAGAGAUUGACGUUGACCAACUGCUCGAUGUUGACGGAUACUGGAGUCUCCGAUCUCGUUGACGGGAACGGCCAUCUUCAGGCGCUCGACGUGUCCGAACUCAAGAGCCUUACGGACCACACUCUGUUUAUCGUUGCUAGGAACUGUCCCCGGCUGCAAGGGCUGAACAUAACUGGCUGUGUCAAAAUUACUGACGAUGCAUUGGUGGCUCUUGCAGAAAAUUGCCGUCAGCUCAAAAGAUUAAAACUUAACGGCGUUAUGCAAGUCACCGAUCGAGCGAUUCGAGCGUUCGCGGAUAAUUGCCCCUCCAUACUUGAAAUUGAUCUGCAUGGUUGUCGUCUCAUCACGAACUUUACCGUGACAAACCUACUCUGUACACUUCGGUUCCUCCGUGAGUUGCGUCUCGCGCAUUGCGCGGAUAUUACCGAGCAGGCCUUUCUCGAUUUGCCAGAAGGAAUAAUCUUCGACAGCCUUCGAAUCCUAGAUUUGACAGCUUGCGAGAACGUGAGAGAUGACGCAGUGGAAAGGAUUAUCAAUUCAUCCCCGAGAUUAAGAAAUCUAGUUCUCGCAAAGUGCAGAUUUAUCACCGACCGCUCGGUUCAGGCCAUAUGCAAGUUGGGCAGGAAUAUACAUUAUGUCCACUUGGGACAUUGUUCGAACAUCACCGAUAAUGCAGUGAUACAGCUAGUCAAGUCAUGUAACCGAAUCCGGUACAUAGAUUUAGCUUGCUGCAACAGAUUAACCGACGCCAGCGUGCAACAACUAGCAACGCUGCCAAAGCUGCGGAGAAUAGGCCUGGUUAAAUGCCAAGCGAUAACAGAUCGCAGUAUCCUGGCUUUAGCGAAACCACGGAUCCCACAACACCCAUUGGUCAGCUCCCUAGAACGGGUGCAUCUAAGCUAUUGCGUCAACUUGAGCACAUAUGGUAUUCAUCAACUACUCAACCAUUGCCCACGACUUACCCACCUCAGCCUAACAGGCGUCCAUGCUUUUCUGCGAGAAGAACUGACUGCUUUCUGCCGUGAAGCACCUCCAGAAUUCACACCACAACAACGGGAGGUAUUCUGUGUUUUCAGUGGCGCAGGGGUUAGCCAGUUGAGGGACUUCCUCAACCAAGCUGCGAUCGCUUACCAUCGUGAACUUGAGGAGGGAACCAUGUUUAACGACACUGAUGAACUCGAUGAAGAUGAGGGCCAGGUAACAGGUCUUAUGAACGCCACAGGCCUUAAUGACGAUAACGAUGGAACACCGGAUGGUGGUACGGCCCCCGUUCAAAGCUAGUGGAUACACCGAUAUUUUGUCGGCGAAUUCAUCAUACCACUAUGGACAUUACGUCAAUGCAUACCCAUCAUAGGUCACUUUUACCCUUCUCCAAGGAUGACUGCCUGCUGUGCUCUCCCUAAAUAGAGUAUGCGAUAUCCGACCAUUUUCUUCCUGGGCAUUCUAUAUGCGAGGAGCAAUAUGUAGAUCACAACUUAUGGUCGUCGUGGCUUGAGCUGGCUUGAUGGAGACGGAACAAGGAGACCUUCCUGAACUGCGCUGGUUCAUAUCUUUCCGAAUUUUCCAUAUGUUUUUCUACAAGAUCUUCUGUUGCAUUAUUCUUUCUCAUUCUAGCUUUUCUGAUUCUUUCCGGGCGAUGUCCUCUCCGUUAAACCCUGUCAGUGUCAAAAUCUCCGAGCCAUGCAAGGGUGCAACCGUUGCAUAAGCACUGCAUUUGCACUUAUCGUUAAUGAGCAUUAUUAUGGAAUCUGAGAAGGGGUAUGAUAUCGUUC